CUACAUUAUGAGCAAUCAAUAUGGCAGCUUCAUGAUGGCUCCUGUUAUUGUGAACAAUACACAUCACUGCGUCUGCCAGUAAAGGAGAAACAUUAUAAGACUGUCAAAUUCAGUUGUGCUUAACAAGACAAUGUCUGACAAGACCGAGACCAAAACCUCAGAGCUUCCUGAUGCACACAGAGGGUGUCUAGAGGAAAACCCGGGAACUGGACUAUUAAAAGUGAAGGAAGAGGAUGAGACAGAUGACAUGAAUAGUCAUCAGACUGAAAUACAUUCGUCCCUCUCUGCCGAUGAAGACAACGUUGAUACAGUGAAAGUUGAGGUAACAGAAGAUCUGUGUGUGACACGUCACCUGGAAGCCCCAUAUAAUGAAACCAGUGACAGUAUCAGCUCAGAUGAAGAUAACGCUGAUAUAGUGAAAGUUGAAAUAACAGAAGAUCUGUGUAUGACGACUCAGGAGGAAGCCUCGGAUGAGGAAACCAGUGAUAUUAUCAACCCAGCAGAUAAAUCAUUGAGAAGGACUCUAUCUAGCCAAGAAAAGAGUUCAAGAGCUCAAAGAAGCCACGUGGGCAAUGAUCGAUUUCCAUAUUUAAAACAUGGGGAAUUUCAGAUCCAGCAAUCAGGCAUUAAACAUCAAAUUUCUGCAGGAGAGAAAGUAUUUUCAUGCUCUGAAUGUGGGAAAUGUUUUAGCAAUAAACCAUAUCUUAUUAAACAUCAGAAAACUCAUACAGGACAUAAACCAUUUAUAUGUUUUCAGUGUGGGAAAUGUUUUGCUCAGAAAUCACAUCUUAUUACCCAUCAGCAAAUACAUACAGGAGAGAAAGCAUUUUCAUGUUCUGAAUGUGGGAAAUGUUUUGUUCAGAAAGCAACUCUUCUUAAUCAUCAGAUUAUUCAUACAGGAGAGAAAUCAUUUUCUUGCUCUGAAUGUGGGAAAUGUUUUACCAGGAAGUCAAGUCUUCUUACACAUCAGAAAGUUCAUACAGGAGAAAAACCAUUUUCGUGUUCUGAGUGUGGGAAAUGUUUUACUCAGAAAUCAUAUCUUAUUCAACAUUUGAAUAUUCAUACAGGAGAGAAAGCAUUUUCAUGUUCUGAAUGUGGGAAAUUGUUUUCUCGACAAUCAAAUCUUACAAGGCACAUGAAAAUCCAUAAAGUUGAGAAAACUUUUCAUGUAUAAAUGUGAGAAAAGUUUUAUCAUGAGUUCUUGUCUUAUUACACCAGAACAUUGUUUACAGACGAGAAGGCUUUUCCCAACAAUAUAAAAAAAACUAAGGGCUAGAUUACAAAUGAGGCGCAAAACAGUUUUGGGCUAGAACAAAUGUUUUUUUGUGAGCCAUUUUCAUUUCGCUGAUAUUACAAGUGGAGUGAAAUUGCCCUUUUACAUUUCAAUCCCUACCACAAACUCAGAGCUGUGGUUAACUGUUUUCAAAAACAAAAAAGUUGCACAAAACACUUCAAACAUAUGUUACAAAGUAGUUACACUCCUAUUAACACUGUCUAAUAAAAAAAUUAAGAAAAAUACUGCACAAAAAAAGUUAUAAGGGCUCAAAGAUUGAAGAUCUCAGAUGUUCGAAAGAAAAAAAAAGGCAGACAAAUGACACAUACAUUGCUAAAGAUGUAUUUGUAUGUGUGUGUAUAUAUAUAUUUUAAUGUAUUUUUGUGUAUAUAUGUAUUUACAGUCAUAUAUACACAUAUAAAAACAUUAAUAUAUAUGUACACAUAUAUAAACAUCAGAUCUGCAAUUUAACAGAUAAAAACAUAAUAAAACAUAUUUAUGCAAUAUUCAUAUUUAAUAAAGAUUUUAACAAUGUAUUUAAUGUAGAUAUUUCACAUUUGCUAAUGCGAAUAUGCUAUGCUUGCGCAAUGGAAGUUUAUUUUUUUUAACAUUUUUUUUUCUCCAUUGACUUCUAUGGGGAAUGAGAAAAGGCAAUGGUGUUUGCACAAUCUCGGGGGUUAGGGUUUUUUUCCCCUUUUUUUUUUCUCCAUUGAUCUCUAUGGGGGAAUAUAUGCAUGCACACGCAAAAACUUAAGUUAGUUUUUUGGCGCUAUUUAACACUAGCGCAAAAUAUUUUUAUUUUUUUUGGAACUUGUAAUACGAAUGCAACCCAACAAGCGCAAAAAUUAAAAUCCUAGCAGAGUUUUCGCUUACGCAAAAAAAAUACCACACCACUUGUAAUCUAGUCCUAAGUAAACAAGUGAAUAAAGUAGAUGGAGGAAACAGUGCUAGUUAAAGGGAUAGGAAAGUCAAAAUUAAACUUGCAUGAUUCAGAUAGGGCAAGUCAUUUUAAGAAACUUUUUAAUUCACUUCCAUUUUCAUAUGUGCUUUGUUCUCUCUGUAUUCCUUGUUGAAAAAGAAUAUGCACGUAUCCUACACUAGUGGGAGCCAGCUGGUGAUUGGUGCAUGCACAUAUUGUCUCUUGUGAUUGGCUAACUAGAUGUGUUCAGCUAGCUGCCAGUAGUGCAAUGGAUAACAAGAGAAUGAAGCAAAUUUGUUAUUAGAAGUCAAUUGGAAAGUUGUUUGAAAUUGCAUUUUUUUUAUCCGAACCAUGAAAGAAAAUUUUGGGGUUCACUGUCCCUUUAAUUAGGCAUCAAGUUGCUGACCCUCUCCUAUUGGCAGGUUGAUUCCAGAUUGCCAGAUGACUAUUUUGACUCAGAUCUGUGGAACUUUGUUCCUGAUUGCCUUGUAGCCAUUUAACUAUUUGUCGUUUUAUUGGUUAUGGUGGGAGAUAUGAUGUACUUAUUUAUUUACCAAUAAAACAAAAAUAAUAACCAUU
This is a messenger RNA of Bombina bombina (fire-bellied toad), 2771 nucleotides long. RefSeq names its product gastrula zinc finger protein XlCGF17.1. Gene Ontology annotation, molecular function: DNA-binding transcription factor activity; RNA polymerase II cis-regulatory region sequence-specific DNA binding. The record is from RefSeq and is a predicted model, not a curated record. The transcript has 6 exons. Lineage: Eukaryota; Metazoa; Chordata; Amphibia; Anura; Bombinatoridae. Gene Ontology annotation, biological process: regulation of transcription by RNA polymerase II. Bases 131 to 1174 code for a protein of 347 amino acids.